Messenger RNA from Helobdella robusta, 1663 nucleotides. RefSeq lists its product as hypothetical. The transcript has 6 exons. NCBI's taxonomy places the organism in Eukaryota, Metazoa, Annelida, Clitellata, Rhynchobdellida, Glossiphoniidae. Bases 1 to 1554 code for a protein of 517 amino acids. The record is from RefSeq and is a predicted model, not a curated record.
AUGACUUACGAAGGAACACUUCUGAACACUUUUGUCAACAACAACAAAAACAACUUCCCCUUGAAAGUUGUUGUGACAACUCUACAGGAAGCCACGACAGUCCUCAACAACCAUUCCAUCACCAACGACACACAACUAGUCCUGCACGGUUGGACCAAGCACAUCAAAGUACUUGCUAUCACAGCUGGCAACCCUUCAAAUACGCCAACAAAUGAUCCCAUGACCACUUUCAACUACUACGCAAUCCCGCUGACUUACCAAGCGUACUUCAAAGUCAAAUCCAAGUUUUAUCGUGGACUUUCCAAUUUGGUUUCAUCUGGUUGGUGGGGUUGGACUAAAGCUGUUAGUACCGAUUUGAGUGGAAGCCCUAACUUGAGAGUUGGUGAUGUCGUUAGAGUGGCUGAAAACACUGAAGACAAAAUGAAACGAGAUUAUGAUGGAGGUGGUUCGAUCACAAUGUUGAAAAAGAAUAAUAAUGCGACGGUUGCAAGAAUUCAUAUUGCACGUUCAUGCAGUGCUGUAUUCAAAGAACUGAUGGAGGAAAAAGGUGACGAUCUAGAACAAAGUGGUUAUGACAAUCUAAAUUUGAAUGAUGAAUAUACGAUGAAACAACUUUCAAAAUAUUUAAAUUUUUGCGAUCUGGAAGUUCAGAUAUCAAAAGCAAGUCCUGACAUCAACAGACCAAUCACAUCCACACCCUCAUUCCCUUCUUCAUCGCUGUCCUCAGACAAUCUUCCUUUCGAUCAGAACAUUCUGCUGCUCAAUCCCAUCCAGGAACAGUCCGUACUGACAAGCAUCGAACAUCCAGAUGCUCCGGCUUUCCGAAUCCCGCUGCGUACACUCAUCUACGUGAAGCUGAAACAAACCUUGGAUAAAACUUCCAGUCCGUUGCAACAAAAAUCAUCUUCAUCAUCAUCAUCAUCUUCCCUGCCGUCACAGAGUAAAAAACCAGUGUUGUCGAAGUUUGAUAGAUGCGUCGAGGUGUUGAUAAAGGAUGUUUUCAUCUCGCUGCUACCUCCGCAAAGGGCUUUUGAGAGAUUCGCUCAUUGGUAUUUUAUCAGUAACUCGAACGAUACACUCAUCCAACUGCUGCAAGAUCAACAUAAACGACUAUCAAACGAAUUACAGCAACAACAAUUGUUACUCAUAAAAACGCAACAACAAUUGCAACAACAACUGCAACAGACAAAACUGCUACAACCUCAAUUGGAAAUUCCACAAGAGGUUGCCGAUAACAAACCGACAUCAUCCUCGUCAAGCAGGAUUGAAACAGAGGACGAUGACUCCAUAGGCACAGCAACCGGUCUGCAGUCAAAAGAAGGCGAACCCCAUUUUGAAAUUCCGGGAGAUGGAAAUCUUUACAAGUUGAACAGCCAGCAAUUUUUCGAAGUUUUGAGAUAUAUCAAGUUGAACCAGUCAACUCUGGAGAAAUGUUCUAGACAGAAAUUGAACGGAAAGAAGUUUGCCUCGCUAAGUCACGAUGAUAUGUUGCAUAUGGGACUGCUACAUCCAGUUAUCAUGCACUUUAAGAUGUCUACGUUUAAAUGUAAAUAACUUGCGUUUUUGGUUUGCUCUUUAGAUACAAACACAUGAAUAAACCCAAUUGAAUCAUAAGUUUUGUUUUGCUUUGCACCAUUCAACAUUUUCUUUAACAAAAAUAUUG